This is a messenger RNA of Yamadazyma tenuis ATCC 10573, 2197 nucleotides long. It is a transcript of the gene VPS33, whose product is annotated as tethering complex ATP-binding subunit. Lineage: Eukaryota; Fungi; Ascomycota; Pichiomycetes; Serinales; Debaryomycetaceae. Gene Ontology annotation, biological process: vesicle-mediated transport; intracellular protein transport. Gene Ontology annotation, cellular component: fungal-type vacuole; CORVET complex. The record is from RefSeq and is a predicted model, not a curated record.
AUACGUCAACUAUGGACGCCCAUUCUCUUAACAAUGCUACAAUCAACGAAUUGCUCCUGAUAUUCGACCAGAUCUACACUCACAACAACCUCCUUGUGCUAGACAACAAGUUGUCGCCCAUCAUAAACUUUCUUCUCCCAUUCAAGGUGUUCAAACAACGGGCCAAAUUCGAUAAGAUCACCUUGAGCGAUAGCAUCAACCAUGAAGUAAUACAACAGUACCAGAACAUCAUCAUCCUUUUCGACGAGGAUACACCUAUUUCGAUCCCAGAGCAUGCGAGAGUAACUAUCAUUAUCAAGAACUUGACGAAACUGAGGCUCUAUGAGUUGAACCAGCAGUACCACUUUGGCUUGAGCUUUGACGAGAUCAUUGAAAACAAGCUUGACAUGGUAAGGGCCAAAACUUUAAAAAUAUACAACUGGCAGUUCAAAGGCAUUGAGGUAGAUCCCGAUAUCAUCAGCUUACAGGGAAGCUUAGCCCAGUACUUUGAUGAACCAAUUUACCAGGUCAACCAGCUUGCGAAUGCAUUGGUGAAUUUGGUCGACAAGUUCAACAUCAAAAUCAACAGCACCUACGCCCAAGGAAGCAACUCCAACAUCUUCACGGGACUCUACGAGAAUAAGCUUCAGGAGCACCUUGCACAGAAAUACAAUAAUUUGCAACAAGAGUUCUACUCGAAUCACUUGACACCCACGCACAAUUUGGUGGUGAUCGAGAGAAACCUUGACUUCUUGCCGGUGAUGAUGAGCCAGUUGAAUUACGUCGGGCUCAUCGAUGACUUGGUAUCGAUAAACAUUAACCUAGUCAAGAUUGUUAAUGAUCAGGGCAAGGAAGAGCAGAUCAAGGUAGAAGACGAGCUCUUUGAAAACUUAAAGUACUUGAACUUCUCGCUUGUGGGGCCCAAGUUGAACAAGUUAGCCAAGUGGAUUAAGAACCAGUACACUAACAAUUCAAGUGAGAUGAAUCUUAAGGACAUCAAGAAAUUGGUGUCGAGUUUGACGGAUCUCAACCGACAGCAGGAUCUUGUCAAGAAGCACACCAACCUCUCGGAGAAUCUACUCAACAAAGUCAAGAACGGAGGUGCUAACAGAUACAACGAAUACGAGAUUGUGCUCGAGUUCGAGAAUGAGGUAUUUCAACUCACGUACAAACAGCAGAUCUCUAAGCUCUUGGAGUUCUUGGACUUAAACUUAUCUGCCCGUACUAUCAUUAAUUCGCUUGUGAUCGUGCUGACCAUCAACUCAGGGAUCCGGUCCCGAGACUACGAGCAGAUUAAACAGCAAGCAUUUGAAAAUUAUGGAAUCACCAUCAUCUACCAGUUUGAAAAGCUCUUUAAGUAUUGUCUCGUGAGACUCAGUGAUGUGGAGACUCUUGACACCUAUACCGCUGGAGUUACGGGAGGAAUCAACGUACACAACAACAACUACACCCUUCUCAACAAGUUUUGGAAUCUCCAUCCAGAAGAACAAGAAGACGACCAGGAAAUCAAUGGCAUUGAAGACUACCCGCAUCCGUCAUUUGCAUUACCGUCCGCGACGGUACCAUUAACGAUAAGAGUGAUUGAGUCGCUUUUUGUGAGAGACUUUUUGACCUACAAACCCAUCAACAAAAUCACCAAACAGCCUAGCUGGCAGAACUUGGGACUCGAUAAAAUGUUUAAGGGCAAGGUGUCAGAAACCAUAGGUGACGCAACUGUUAAGAAUACCAUUUUGGUAUUUGUAGGAGGCAUCACCUGGAGCGAGAUUCUGUGUAUCAAGUACUUGAAUCAUAAACUCCAGGCACGUGAGCUCAACCAUCAAUUUGUGGUUUUGACCAACUCAAUUGUUGGAAAUCGCCAGUUUGGUGACUCGCUUCAGUAGUAAGUUUAUAUUAAUGGUAAUACACAAGUGACUAUAUGCGAUUCAGGAGGGCAAAAACCCUGACAUCCCACUGGGACGCUUGGGACGCUGUUUAGACAGACUCUUCAGCUUCCUUUUGGGCCUUCAACUGCUUGUAGAACUCUUCUCUCUUGGCGACCAAAGGUUUGUGCUCGAAGUACCAAUAUCCGGUGGCCAAAACAAAGCCACAACCAAAUCCGAUGGUGAUAUCUGUGAUGAUUUUUCUUCUCAAGGUUCCGGUGAUUGGAGCAAUAGGCAUGUUACUAUAUGUUUAUGUUGGUGGUGUCAAUAUGUUAAAAACGAUUGGAUGAGUUUUUCCA